CAUUCCAAGAAGAAGAAAAAGAAGAAGAAGAAGUUCGUUCCAUAUCAGAAGUUAUAGAAAUGGCGACAGCUUCGAUGAUCAAGUCAUCUCCAGUGCUGGACAAAUCCGAGUGGGUGAAGGGUCAGAGCCUUCGCCAGCCAUCUGCAACUGUGGUUCGAUGCCACCCCAUCACCUCAUCUGCACUCACCAUCCGUGCUGGUUCAUACGCUGAUGAGCUUGUCAAGACAGCCAAAACAGUAGCAUCUCCAGGGCGUGGAAUAUUGGCCAUGGAUGAAUCAAACGCAACCUGUGGGAAGAGAUUGGCGUCAAUCGGGUUGGAGAACACAGAAGCCAAUCGCCAGGCUUACAGGACACUGCUUGUGAGUGUUCCAGGGUUGGGUAACUACAUCUCCGGAGCUAUCCUUUUCGAGGAGACACUCUACCAGUCCACAAUUGAUGGGAAGAAGAUGGUUGAUGUGCUUGUUGAGCAGAACAUUGUACCAGGUAUCAAGGUUGAUAAGGGUCUCGUCCCCUUGGCUGGUUCCAACGACGAGUCAUGGUGCCAAGGUCUUGAUGGCCUCGCCUCCCGCACUGCUGCUUACUACCAGCAAGGAGCUCGUUUCGCCAAAUGGCGUACCGUUGUGAGCAUUCCAAAUGGCCCUUCUGCACUAGCAGUCAAGGAAGCAGCCUGGGGUCUAGCUCGCUAUGCUGCCAUUUCUCAAGACAAUGGAUUGGUCCCGAUUGUGGAGCCAGAGAUCUUGCUGGAUGGUGACCAUGGGAUUGACAGGACCUUCGAAGUAGCCCAGAAAGUGUGGGCUGAAGUGUUCUUCUACCUUGCAGAGAACAAUGUCAUGUUUGAAGGUAUCCUCCUCAAACCCAGCAUGGUCACUCCUGGAGCUGAGUGCAAGGAGAGGGCCACACCUGAACAGGUCUCCGAGUACACCCUCAAACUCCUCCAGCGAAGAAUCCCCCCAGCAGUUCCAGGAAUCAUGUUCUUGUCUGGUGGACAAUCCGAAGUUGAAGCAACCUUGAACCUGAACGCCAUGAACCAAGGUCCUAACCCAUGGCACGUUUCCUUCUCAUACGCCAGAGCCCUUCAGAACACUUGCCUCAAGACAUGGGGAGGAAGACCAGAGAACGUGAAGGCAGCCCAGGAAGCUCUCCUUGUCCGUGCCAAGGCCAACUCUCUUGCUCAGCUCGGGAAAUACACUGGUGAGGGUGAAUCUGAGGAGUCCAAGAAAGGAAUGUUUGUCAAGGGAUACGUCUACUAAAGCUGUUAUAGAAUUGUAGCAGAUCUAUAGAUGAUGAAACUCUUUCUCUCUGUUUCUCUUUCUCUCUCUCUCUCUCCCUCACCUGUAAUGCUCAUGGCCAUGGCGACUUCUUUUUUGUUUACUAUUUGUAAUUUUAUUUAGUGACUUAAUAAAUUUAUGGUGAUGAGAUUAGGUAGCUUGCACA
Messenger RNA from Telopea speciosissima, 1434 nucleotides. Its product is annotated as fructose-bisphosphate aldolase 1, chloroplastic. The coding region runs from base 60 to 1250 and encodes 396 amino acids. Gene Ontology annotation, biological process: fructose 1,6-bisphosphate metabolic process; glycolytic process. The record is from RefSeq and is a predicted model, not a curated record. The transcript has 7 exons. NCBI's taxonomy places the organism in Eukaryota, Viridiplantae, Streptophyta, Magnoliopsida, Proteales, Proteaceae. Gene Ontology annotation, cellular component: cytosol. Gene Ontology annotation, molecular function: fructose-bisphosphate aldolase activity.